This is a messenger RNA of Ruditapes philippinarum (Manila clam), 1579 nucleotides long. RefSeq names its product fibroblast growth factor receptor-like. The record is from RefSeq and is a predicted model, not a curated record. Lineage: Eukaryota; Metazoa; Mollusca; Bivalvia; Venerida; Veneridae. The annotation marks the transcript as partial. Gene Ontology annotation, cellular component: cortical actin cytoskeleton; actin filament; site of polarized growth. The transcript is spliced from 7 exons. Gene Ontology annotation, molecular function: actin filament binding; ATP binding; protein kinase activity. Gene Ontology annotation, biological process: protein phosphorylation; regulation of actin filament polymerization.
GCGACACGGAAUGGCAAUGGAUAGCACCGGAAGUAUUAGCAGAUGAAAGUGUGUUGUGUACAAAGUCUGACGUAUGGUCGUUUGGAGUUGUGAUUUAUGAAAUUAUCACUUUUGGUGAAGUGCCGUAUGCAGGUUUGGAAAAGGAAAGGACUUUGCAUGAGAUAUCGAGUGGAGAUUUCCGGCUACCAAUACCAAAAGGACAAGUACAAUGUCCUGUUGAAUUUUACAACACGAUUCUUCAAUGUUGGCAUCAAAUUCCGGACCAUAGACUUACAUUUGAUUGGCUUUACAAUUAUCUUCUUGAUUUUGAAAACGCUUCGGAAUCGGAAAUUCUCUCAAAAGAUACACAUAUUGAUCAAACUGCAAGCAACGAAAGUGUUGACAUUACUCCAGGAUUUGAGGUGAAAGCCUUGUUCUAUAAUACACCAGAUACACAUGUUGAUCAAAUUGCAAGCAGCAAAAAUGUUGACAUUACACCAGGAUUUGAUGCGACAGCCUUGUUCGAUUACAGAGCAGACGCUGAUGACGAGAUAUCUUUUGACCCAGAUGAUAUCAUAACAAACAUAGAUCCAAUAGAUGCUGGUUGGUGGAUGGGAACAACAGCAAGUGGAGAACGUGGGUUUUUUCCAGCAAAUUAUGUUGAAGUUUGUGCAAGAAAUACACAUAUUGAUCAAACUCCAAGCAAUAAAAAUGUUGACAUUAUACCAGGAUUUGAUGCGACAGCCUUUUACGAUUACACAGCAGAGGACGAUAACGAGAUAUCUUUUGACCAAGGCGACAUCAUAACAAACAUAGAUCCAAUAGAGAUCGGUUGCUGGAUGGGAACAACAGCAAAUGGAGAACGUGGGAAAUUUCCAGCACAUUAUGUGAGAGUUUGUAUAAAACAUACGUGAAAACCAAUUAUAUUGUUCUUCCCUUUAUUGCAAUGAAAUCAAUGCUGUAAACAAUGCAAUACUAUAACUAAUCUUGAUUCUAUCUUUAUGUCGGUCAUUUAAUACUUAAGACCUACAUGGUGAUCAAAGUACAAGCAACAGAAGUGUUGAUAUUACUCCAGGGUUUGAUGUGACUGCCUUGCGUGGUUUAACUGCAGGUAUUAUGCAGGUUAUGAAUGCCAUUUUUGUGUUUUCAAAAUCGAACUUCAGAAAUUGAUAUUCAGAUAACAUUAACAGACAUUUUGUAGAACUCGAAUGAGAUAGUUUGACACUAAAACCGACCGGGUAUGAACACUUAAUGUGAUCAUGUGUCUAUCAAACAUUUUAUAUACAUUCUAUAUCAACUCUUACAUCAUGUUUGGAAAAUUGUUAACUUAUCAGUUAGAUUAAGACGAUAUGUUUUUCACUCAACUCCAAUAUUUAAUUUUAUUGCAUUAAACAAUACAUACAGGCUAAUGAAUGAGUGUAGGUUUAAUACUAAAUUUAUUUAACGAGUUGAAUAAAAUCGUAUUAUGCGAGCCUCUGGCGAGUUCAAUAAAUCUAGUAUUGAAUCUACACGAAUUUAAUAUUCUAUUUGUCACAUAUAUUAAAUAAGGACGGUAAACUGUUAAAAAGAGUCAUUUUUAUGUGACGCGCCUAUAGUGUAA